CAAGAUGGACAUUUGUCGAAGCUCCUCAAUGGUUGUGACAAAGUAUUAGUUGAUAUAAUAAAUUCCGUCGAGGCGCGGGCACUUCUUUUAUGGCAUCUCAAUCUUGGUCAUCAACCGUUGAUCUUGCAGGGACAUAUAUCGCAAAUGAUUUGGAUCCACAACCAAAUCCAUGGUCUGCACUCACGCAGUUCUUGGACUACUAUGCGAAACAUCAGAACCAGCUGUUACGGAACAGUCAGUACAAUGGUCUCUCAAGCUAUAGAAAAACAGUGUGGACAGUCUGGGACACAACAUUGCAGAAGAUAGAGGAGAGGUACCCCAGCCGACAUUAAAGCUUUUGCUCAUAUUCCUGGGCCACUUUCCAAGUAGAUUUGUUCAAAGAGAGCUAUUGAGGCUUGCAAGUCUUCGAUUUUUUCCUGUUCAUCAUGAUAUCUUUGCAGGACAUCAAGAUUUCCCUGACUGGCU
Aspergillus ruber CBS 135680 is the source of this 465-nucleotide messenger RNA. RefSeq lists its product as uncharacterized. The transcript has 2 exons. NCBI's taxonomy places the organism in Eukaryota, Fungi, Ascomycota, Eurotiomycetes, Eurotiales, Aspergillaceae. The record is from RefSeq and is a predicted model, not a curated record. The coding region runs from base 90 to 332 and encodes 80 amino acids.